AAGCACAUUGACUUACUCUCACACACAGAACCGCUCCCCGCUUAGCAACAGUGAAUCAUCCCACGGCUUUGUCGAUAUGUGUUUAUCCGCUGGCCUCCAUGGCUUUCUUCUCUUUCUUAGUCUCUUCCCCUCCUCCUGAUCGCUUUCAGGCAACUCCCGGCGCUGCUCCAAUCCGUUCAUCUGAGGACGUCCCUGCUCCAGCUCUUUCUCCGGCGGGCGUCAACAAGCACUCAAGAUGGAGGAAUAUCCGAAUCACUGGAAAGCUUCACUGCUUGGAGAGGAGUUCUGGAAAGAUGCCGAAGCGUAUAACCAGCCUAUCCAUGACAGUAUUGAAGCUGAUCAGAGCACUGAAGCCGAGGAAGACGCACCCCUGCACGAACGAUUUCUGUUCAAUCUUGAACAUGAACAGAAUACCCACGCCCCCGCCACUGAAAGUAAUGGUCCCAUCACAGAGAGACCCGGACGUCGUCGGUUCAGCAUGAGCGAUGCAUUCACUGGUGCCCCGCUGGCCACUGCUCGUGUUAUCGAGCUCUCCAGACGCCCUCGAUCUCAAUCGCGUGAUCGCUUGCGGCCCUUUGCUGGUGGCUCCAGCACCUCCUCUAGCCGUUCCAGCUCGCUCAUCCGCUCUGCACUAAGCAGAAUGGCCCUCCUCUUGAAAGAGGACUCCGAAGCCGAGGCCGAGCCGGAACCCAUUCAACUCAUCCCCGCAGACGAGGCCACCCCAGAGGAGCCGCUUAUGGAAUUCCGUGGCGGCGAGACCUGGACGCUUCUUACCAAUGACCGUCGCUUGCUGGGUAUCGACGUGUUCUGGCCGCAGGACCUAGAUGAAAAGGACAAGAACGCCAAUGGCGAGGAAUCCAGCGACAAAAAGCCGAAGCCGAACCUCGUGAUGCUUGAUCUCGAACAAAUGUCUCCCCUCAGCCAGUUCCGCAAUCUACGCAGCCUUAAGAUCACCGGAAUGAUGCAGUCGUAUCAGAAAUACAUCUGGCGGACCGCCUGGCUCAAUCACAAUCUCGACGAGCUGGAAUUAGGCAUGGCGCUGCCUCCUCGUAUCCGCAAGAGCAGAACCGGCGACUGGCCCUACAUCAAGGGGGGCUGGAAGCUCGACCCGGCUCAUUACGCUGAACCAGUCUACUACGGCGACGGCAGUGGCGCCCUCGACCCCAAGCUCGGCCAAGCCGAGUACCUCGACAAAAUGGUCAUCGAAAAGGCCAAAGUCUGCGCCAUGGCAAUUGGUCGUACGCGCCAGAAACUGUCUAUUCGCACUUUGAUUCUCUUCGGUUUCGUGGUCGACGCGGAUCCGUUCCUGCACUGGUUUGACGUGAAGCGCCUCAAGUGCAUCAACUUUAAGGAUUACUGCGUGGAUGCGGGCUUCUGGCUGUGCCAGCCGAUGAAGAAGGUGAAGGUGGUUUUCCCGCGCCAGGUCCCUGAGAAAGCGGUCGUGGCGAGACGGGUCGAUUGGCUUUCUGAGUUGAAGGUGAUUGAAUUGAAGGGUGGGAAGAAAGUGAGUGAGAAGAAGUAUACCGGGCCGGAAUCACUGAUGUGAUUCCAAGCCGCAUGGAUUUUAAUCCUCGCUCCGAUACCAUAACGAGAAACGAUUUACGACACAACACGGAUGAACGACCUGA
Aspergillus ibericus CBS 121593 is the source of this 1628-nucleotide messenger RNA. RefSeq lists its product as uncharacterized. The record is from RefSeq and is a predicted model, not a curated record. The coding region runs from base 236 to 1546 and encodes 436 amino acids. Lineage: Eukaryota; Fungi; Ascomycota; Eurotiomycetes; Eurotiales; Aspergillaceae. The transcript is spliced from 4 exons.